This is a messenger RNA of Bombus pascuorum, 2211 nucleotides long. It is a transcript of the gene aos, whose product is annotated as protein giant-lens. The record is from RefSeq and is a predicted model, not a curated record. Bases 425 to 1375 code for a protein of 316 amino acids. Lineage: Eukaryota; Metazoa; Arthropoda; Insecta; Hymenoptera; Apidae. The transcript is spliced from 4 exons.
AACAAGUUGAAAGUUGUAGAAAGAAUCAACGAUAUCCUUGUAUUUCUUACCUUUGAAAGCAUCAUUAAAUUCUACGAUAUUCGGUAUCUAGAGUAUCGUUAGGUUUAUUGGGAAGGCGUAAGAAAGGACGAGGAGAGUCAACUAGUCGUUCGAUAGACGGUAGAUAGUGGUCGAAUGGAUAGUACUGUUUGCAUCGAUGGACGAUGGAGAAGGAAUAAUACUUGCGACGAACAGCAGUGUUGCUACUAAUAUAGCUGCCAGUGAUAUAUGAACGCGUAUGUAAAUUUACGCGCAUAUGCUGUUAUGCUGUUCCUCGUGUCCGAAUGUAUUGCGUCGUUAAUGCUGUUAUCUUGAUUUCUUAUUUUCGAUUCUAUUCGAUAAUCGGCAACUGCAUUGUUUACAUCGUGGUCCGGAUAUUCGUUGGAUGAUCGGUGGUCGUCGCGAGAGGCAGGAAGGAUCGCGCGCGCGCGAAAGGAUGGCCGAUUUGAUCUGUUUCUUGCUAGCAAUGUUCGGGCAAUUGCUCGUUCGCGAGAGCAAGGGUAGUCUCCUUGGCGUAGAGCUCGAUGAAACUGGUGAAAAAUUUCUCAACGAGUAUUUGUCUCUCGAUGAUGGCAAGCAUCUCGCCGAGUUACAGGAGUUUGAAGAUACAGCGAUCGAACUCGAUUUGAUCGAUCAGAAAAAGAAACAUCGACCGAUGUUACAUCAGCAGCCGAGGGUGCUCUACCAAAUCGGGGACAGCGAAGACGAAUUGCCCGAGUGUUUGGACCGAAGCGAAGUUUGUAGCAAGGUGGAUUUAUACGGAUCGCCGUGGGUCGAGAGACAAUGUCGUUGCCCGGAUGGUCGUACCUGCCCUAGCAGUUUGCACGGAGACGACGGACACACGAUAGUCGAUAAAACACGGCAGUACAAGCUUUGCGAGCCGGUGAAACGUCUGCCCAUCUGUCGUUACUUCAAAGACGUCACCUGGACUUUAGCUCCUGGAGGGGGCCCAGCGAACGCGACGGUUCAGCGAGUUUAUUGCCGAUGUCGGCCAGGCAGCGUACCUUAUCUAGUUCGAAGGCAGGCUUACAGGUCUGCGGAGGGAAGCCCAGGUUUUAUAUACGCAUUCGCCUGUUCUCCGCAAAGCAGACUACGUUGUCAGCACAAGGAGCCUUGCCGACUGUUCACCGUACGUAAGAGACGGAGCUCGCAACUCGAAGAGGUAAAUGCAUCGCCUCUUUGCCAGUGUCCAAAAGGUCAUCGAUGUCCAAGGAGACACACCGAUCCAGGAUCGCUGCCAGCAAGAUCUUACUCCGGUAUCUUGGAGAUUAAAACGUACAGCGGAUACUGCGUACCUUCGCAAUCGCAUCAUUCCGAAGCGGUUUAUAACGUGUGACUAGCAGCAGUUUCAAAGGUGGUGUCGCGCUAACCAGCAUUUCCACUCGCUUGUAUUACGAAAUAAGGGAAAAGUUGAAUUUGUGAUAUACGCGGCCGUAUGUGCAUAGUCGAAUUCAAAAACUUUCAAAGCGUUCUCUAGACUCUAAUGAGCACGAACAGAAGCCGAUCUUUGCUUCGAGGCACCGAUAAAACUAUUACUAGGUAAAAUUGCUAGUGGUCGCCUCGACUGAUUUCCGUUCGUUCGGAGUUUUAAAUGUAAGUUUACCGUCCAUUCGUAGAAACCUAUGAAACGUAUUAAAAACUGAAACAUGUAACACGUACUAGUAGUAGUAGUAGUACUAGUAAUAGAAGUAGUAGCAGUACUAGUAGUAGUAGCAGCAGCAGCAGCAGCAGCAGCAGCAGCAGCAGCAGCAGCAGCAGCAGCAGCAGCAGCAGUAGCAGUAGCAGUAGCAGUGGCAGUAGCAGUAAUUCUCCCCGCGUGCGUUGUACAUCCAACUAUCACGUUUCAGUAAUUUCGAUUUGUUUCGUUUCGGAGAUCGAUGGGGAAUAAAAUAUAUUAAAACUGAUAAAUAUUAGAUAAAAUUGGUAUUCGGUGUCGAUAGCAAAUGUUCGUUAUACAUAUUUGUAUCGAAUUGUAUAGGAUCGUACGUAACGUAUAUACCUGCAUACGUAUACAUAUACUCGAACUAAACGCGUUACUUUUAAUGCUUUUACGAACGAUGUUAUCUGUGAAAAAAUUGUAUUUCGUAUUAUUAUACUUGUAUUAUCACGUAAUAACGCUUUUGUAAAUAUUUAAUUAUUAACAAAAAUUGAAAUAAACAAAUUGCAUUAUCA